AUGAGCACUGGAAAGGACAUUCCGUGGGUCGAAAAGUAUCGCCCAAAAAAGCUCUCUGAUGUCGUUUUCCAGACCCAGGCAGUUUCAAUCAUGGAGCAAAUCAUAGAGACCUUUAACAUGCCUCAUAUGAUAUUCCAUGGACCACCCGGUACCGGAAAGACCUCUGCAGCUCUCGCCAUGGCGAGACAGAUUUACGGAGCGGAAGGAAUGAGGGAGCGUGUCUUGGAGUUGAAUGCUUCGGAUGAGAGAGGAAUUGACGUUGUUAGAGACCGCAUAAAGACUUAUACUAGGAUUAACAUUUCAAACAACAAGAUUAACCCAGAGACAAAGAGAGUCAUGCCAAAUUAUAAAAUGAUCAUUCUGGAUGAAGCAGACAUGAUUACAUCGGAUGCCCAGGCUGCUUUACGUCGUGUUAUAGAGAAUUAUUCAAAUAUCUCGCGUUUCAUCCUAAUUUGCAAUUAUCUUCACAAGAUCAUCGGACCCAUAUAUUCGAGAUGUUCUGCGUUUCACUUUAAGCCAAUUGAGCAAAAUUCACAAGUCGAUAGACUUGAAUAUAUUUGUAAGCAGGAGGGGAUUGCAUACACUACCAGUGCUCUGCAAUUCCUUACCAAAAUUUCACAAGGGGAUAUGAGAAAGAGCAUUACAAUUCUUCAGGUAUGUUUAAUGAGUACAUCUUUGGUGGAUUGA
Theileria equi strain WA is the source of this 687-nucleotide messenger RNA. RefSeq names its product replication factor C subunit 2, putative. Bases 1 to 687 code for a protein of 228 amino acids. The record is from RefSeq and is a predicted model, not a curated record. The transcript is spliced from 4 exons. Gene Ontology annotation, biological process: DNA repair; DNA-templated DNA replication. Gene Ontology annotation, molecular function: ATP hydrolysis activity; DNA clamp loader activity; ATP binding. Gene Ontology annotation, cellular component: DNA replication factor C complex; nucleus. NCBI's taxonomy places the organism in Eukaryota, Apicomplexa, Aconoidasida, Piroplasmida, Theileriidae.